UAGCUAUUUGAAGAUGCCAUUAAUCUUUGUUCCCAACGGCCUGGUUAUCUAUGUGUCCUGGGCUUUCUGAGACUGGUUCUCAAAAGGGUCAGGGCUUCAAUAAGCAUAGUUAAUGAAAGUGAGUAACUGGGAAAAUGGGAUCAAGCCUCCUUUUUUUUUUUUUUUUUUUUUUUGGCCUUUUUUGUAAUCCUGGAUAAGGUGGAGGUCAAAGCAGCCCCUGCAGAGCUAAUGGCAUCUAAGAGGUCACUGCAGAUUAUGCCAGCCUCAAUGAUUCCCUGUGUAGGGUCAUACCAACAGGACUGUGACCCUUUCUGCCACAUUCUGACUCCCUUCCACAGCAAUAUGCCCUUUUCUCAAAGGGUGCUCCAAUGGCUGAUGAAAAGCUGAUGCCCAGGUAUAACUGCAAUGUCAGUGAAGUUACCAUUGUGAACCUGCAGCCCAACAAGAAUCCUACACUUAUCCUGCCAAAAGAGAAGCCAGGAAGUGAACACAGAAACCUUGGUAUCCAUCCUCCUUCACCCAGGAUGUCAGAGAAGAAGAUAGCACAGGGAGAGAAAAAAAUGUGGUCAGAAAAGAUAAAAAGAGAGGGGUCUUUGUCUCCCAGCCUGCACCGUGCAAAUGAAUCAUAUAGCACAGAGAAUGUUGCCCUGAAGAGGCCAGUGAAGUUGGCUCCUCUUGAGAUCCCUGUGGAAGUGAAAGAAGCCCAGCUCCAAAAGAUUAUGAGCAUCCAGAGAGAGGCCCAAAUGGCUGCUCAGAAGCUGACAGCUAUUAGCUCCAUCAACAAUGAACCCCAUGUAAAAAGAGUGAAGAAUCUGGCCCAGGGGGAGCUGGAAAACCUUCAUAAGAUAAAGCUGAGUGAGAAGGCAGCUAUGGAAAAUAAAGAUGAUCCCCUUUCCUAUAAAAGCAACAAGCCCUUGGGAGAAAUUCAAGUUAUUUUACCUCCAGAGACAGGCUCAAAAUUGACUAAGCAACCAGGUGUUGAAGAGGCUCCCAGGACACUUCGUAAACCAUCAAUUCCCACUGUCCAAGUGGAUGUACAUGAAGAGUCUGACAGCCCUGAUCCUUACCAGAACAACUGUCGACGCCGAUUCAGAGUAAGGCAAAUGAAAGAGCAGCAGGAAGACCAGGGGAAAGCCAAACCCUUAAAAGUCACAGAUUCAAGUAUGGGAGAAGGGAAGAAGAAAUCUGCAGGUCAGCGAACACAAAAAACCCUCAGUGAUGCAAGCAAGCUCAUUGAGAAUGUGGCCAAAAAGCAGAAGGAAAGAGGAGCACAGCAAGAGGAAACAGAUGAAGCUUCUUUUGUAAAGAGACAGUCUACUCGAAGGAUGGCCUUAGGAGACAUCAUCCAGGUGGAUGAAGACUGAAUAUCAUGCUCCAGGUCAUGCACAGGAGAUUUAGACACAACAGCUAUUCAGUAGAGUGCUCUGGAUUGACUUGAUAGGUAGAAGUCUUCAGAAGAGUAUCUACAGACAUUAGUAAAGCACAAUGUGAAUAGA
Gallus gallus (chicken) is the source of this 1496-nucleotide messenger RNA. RefSeq lists its product as uncharacterized. The transcript is spliced from 2 exons. The coding region runs from base 369 to 1364 and encodes 331 amino acids. The record is from RefSeq and is a predicted model, not a curated record. NCBI's taxonomy places the organism in Eukaryota, Metazoa, Chordata, Aves, Galliformes, Phasianidae.